AUGGAUUUCACCACCACCGGCAUGCUCAACGAAGAUGGCAUCCACGUCGACAUGGAGAGAUUAAAGAAGGGAGAGGUCAACCUCGGAACCUCAAUUAUGGCAGUCACCUUCAAGGAUGGUGUUAUUCUCGGCGCUGAUUCCCGAACAACGACGGGCGCGUACAUCGCCAACCGAGUCACCGACAAGCUCACACAAGUCCACGACACCAUCUGGUGCUGCAGAUCAGGCUCCGCCGCCGACACCCAGGCCGUCGCCGACAUUGUCCAGUACCAGCUCGGUCUCUACGCCAUGCGCAACGGCAAGCCCCCCAUGACGCAAACGGCCGGCGCCAUCUUCCAGGAGAUCUGCUACGCCAACAAGGACCGUCUGACUGCCGGUCUCAUCAUCGCUGGCUGGGACGAGCGUCACGGCGGACAGGUCUACUCCAUUCCCCUUGGAGGUUCCCUACACAAGCAAUCGUACGCCAUCGGCGGUUCCGGUUCGACGUACAUCUACGGAUACUGCGACGCCAACUGGAGGGAAGGCAUGGAGGAGAAGGACGCCGUCGACUUCGUCAAGGGCGCGCUACAGGAAGCUAUCAAGUGGGACGGCAGCUCCGGCGGUGUCAUUCGCAUGGUCGUCCUUACGGCCAAGGGUGCGCAGAGACAUCUGUACCUGCCUGACGAGGACUACAAGGUGAAGCACUGA
This is a messenger RNA of Colletotrichum siamense, 687 nucleotides long. It is a transcript of the gene PRE3, whose product is annotated as Proteasome subunit beta type-1. Gene Ontology annotation, molecular function: threonine-type endopeptidase activity. The transcript is spliced from 6 exons. The record is from RefSeq and is a predicted model, not a curated record. Gene Ontology annotation, cellular component: proteasome core complex. NCBI's taxonomy places the organism in Eukaryota, Fungi, Ascomycota, Sordariomycetes, Glomerellales, Glomerellaceae. The coding region runs from base 1 to 687 and encodes 228 amino acids.